This is a messenger RNA of Filobasidium floriforme, 2427 nucleotides long. RefSeq names its product beta-lactamase-like protein. The coding region runs from base 186 to 2102 and encodes 638 amino acids. The transcript has 7 exons. Gene Ontology annotation, molecular function: 3'-tRNA processing endoribonuclease activity. Gene Ontology annotation, biological process: tRNA processing. Gene Ontology annotation, cellular component: nucleus. The record is from RefSeq and is a predicted model, not a curated record. Lineage: Eukaryota; Fungi; Basidiomycota; Tremellomycetes; Filobasidiales; Filobasidiaceae.
AAUCAGGACUUGCAGUGCGUCUCCACCUUGUCUCAUUGGGACAAAAGUAGACCACACGCAUUGGAGCAGAAUCUGCUCAUCGGAACAAGGCUUGAAACAUACUCCUUUCUAGAUCAACAUUGGCCGCUCGGCUCGGUCUCAUCCAACCCUAUCUUGGUCGACGUCCGGUACAACGAUAUACGGAUAUGUCGGCGAAACACGCUCCAUCCAAGCUACUUGCCCAUGACUACCCGAGCAAUGAGUUCAGCGACACCGUCGAAAGACAUGCUCAGGCUUCCAGUCCGAAAAGGACGCCCCUGAGCGUCACCUUUCUUGGUACAAGCAGUGGCGGCGGACCGAUCCCCUCAAGAAACUGCUCAUCGUUGUCUCUGAAUUUAGACAGAACCUCUUGGCUUUUUGAUUGCGCAGAAGGCACUCAGCUGCAGGUCCAGCGCUCACACUUGAAGAUCUCCCGGAUUGAACGAAUCUUCAUUACACACAUGCACGCGGAUCACACGAUUGGGCUGGCACCUCUGCUUGGCUCCUUGAUCAGCGGCAUACAAACCAGCCCCGAGAGUCGCUCGGCAAUGCAAGCCUUGGGGACAAGAAAACGAGCCAAAGUGCAUAUCUAUGGACCUCCAGGUUUACGGCUCAUGUUACGUCAAAUGUUGAACCUCACCGCCCUGACACUUGGUGACGCAUAUGCGGUGCAUGAGCUGAUCCCGAAUCGAGCUAGCUUGGCGGGCGGAGUUGUUCCAAGCACAUCGCCCGCGAACAACGGAAACGGUCCGUCUUGCUCGUGCAGAGCAGAAGAUCUUCAGCAGGCAGAGGCGGUUGGUCAAGACAUUGAGGCCGAUGAUGACGGCUGCUGGCGAGAUAUCAUAAACAAAGCAGAGGCAACGAGUCCGGACACUGGAUCAGCUGCGGGCAAGUCUGAGGGAGGCGAUACUUCUGCUUCUGCUUCUUCUCCAUCGGAUCGCGAUACCUGGCGCGUCGAUGCUGGACCCAUACGGCACAGGGUCUUGAGUCUCGGCUACGUCGUCACCGAGCCAGCACUCAAGGAGAAAUUGGAUCUUGACGCGAUCAUGCCCUCGAUCAGCCGCCAAAUGGACAAGAUAACACAGUCAAACCCUCGACUUCGACAUCCGCGUCAGAUUACUUCUAUACUCACCAAGACAGGAGAACCCUUCGCGUUGCCAGACGGACAGGUCUUGGCACCUCCUAAAGUCUCGGACGUUAGGCCCAGAAAAAUCGUCAUUAUGGGCGACUGUGCCGGUACUGAAAACGAUGCCUUUCUCAGCCUGGUCGAUGAUCCGAGCUUGUUGGUUCACGAAUGUACCAAUGCUUGGGUCGAUCCACGGAUCGAGAAGAGGUCUGCAACGGACGGGGAUAACCAGGACAAGGAUGCAGAGCAGGAAGCACUGAGAGUCUUCCAUGAAGCGCGGGAGAAAAUUCAGACGAGAGCCAAAAGUCGUGGGCACUCCGAUGCCGAGAUGGCUGGUCUAUUUGCGCAAAAGAUCUCUGCCAAGAGAUUGGCUGUGAACCAUUUCUCAGCCAUGUUUCCGAGCCCUAAAUAUGCCGAAGAUAUUCCCUUCCCAUCCUUGACGAUGGCCGCGUAUCCUCUCCCACCCGGCAGGCCCGCUCCUCCUAUCGCUCCAGCGGAGAUCGCCAAAAGGAUCACUAUGUCUAGUAUUGAAACGCAGAUCACCGCUGCUUGGACGAGUAGUACUCAGGCGAGGCCAUCCCGAGAAGCUUGCCGCGCCGUAGCCGCGCGCGACUUGAUGACUUAUGACGUCCCGGCUCAUGAACUUUCACCUGCAGAAGUGCAAACUGUGGAGGAAGCCAAUCACCAAGCUGCCCAAUUAGAGACUGCGUGGUAUCAACAAGGUCCCGAGGGAUUCGUGAAAGCGACUGGUUGUAAGCUGGUGGGAGUCUGGCUGGGUCAGCCUCAAAUGGCGGCCAAUAUCGACAAAGGAACAGGCACCAGCGCAGUGAGGAACCAUCACAACCGCGGCUCGGCUUCCGGUAUCGAUGGGUCAGCUGGACCAUCGAGGGGACGAGCGCAACAUCCAGGGCGGCCGCGGCCAUACCACAAGCAGCGGCGUCACAUUCGACACGACUAAACCUAGAGGGAUGGAAUCGCGUCUCGAGACGAGCAGAGGUUCUUCCUUCCAUAGACAUCCGACACGUCACGUAGCUCUGCUUUUCGUGUACCAAGGAUGGCAUUAUUCCGGUCUGGCCAUUCAACAGAUGCCUACACCCUUGCCUACGGUCGAGGGUGAAUUGCUCAAAGCGUUAGAGAAGACGCACCUCAUCGAGGCGGGAUCCGGCUGGGAGGGAUGCGAAUUCUCUCGAUGUGGACGUACCGACCGCGGCGUGAGCAGUGCUGGUCAAGUAGUUUCCUUGCGACUUAAGAGCAAGAGACAUCCUGAGGACGGAGGAGUUCCA